This is a messenger RNA of Ictalurus furcatus (blue catfish), 13405 nucleotides long. It is a transcript of the gene alg3, whose product is annotated as ALG3 alpha-1,3- mannosyltransferase. The coding region runs from base 5 to 1309 and encodes 434 amino acids. The record is from RefSeq and is a predicted model, not a curated record. Lineage: Eukaryota; Metazoa; Chordata; Actinopteri; Siluriformes; Ictaluridae. The transcript has 10 exons. Gene Ontology annotation, cellular component: endoplasmic reticulum. Gene Ontology annotation, molecular function: dol-P-Man:Man(5)GlcNAc(2)-PP-Dol alpha-1,3-mannosyltransferase activity.
AAACAUGGCAGGAGGCAAAAAGAGAACUGCUCGCCUGUCCGCAUUUCAAACUACAGUCAACUCCAUAUGGCAGGACAAACAUCUGAUAUUGUUCAAACCGGAGUACACUCUCCUGGUCGCGGCGGUGCUCUGGUGUGUGGAAGUCGGCAUCAACGUGUGGGUCAUUCAAAAAGUAGCAUAUACAGAGAUUGACUGGAAAGCCUACAUGGAUGAGGUCGAGGGCGUCAUUAAUGGCACCUACGACUAUACCCAGUUAAAGGGUGACACGGGGCCUCUAGUGUACCCAGCAGGAUUUGUGUACUUUUUCACUGCACUUUACUAUAUUACGGACCAGGGGCUGAAUAUUAGACUGGCACAGUAUUUGUUUGCCAGCUUCUAUCUUAUCACCCUCUUGUUGGUCUUCCGCAUCUACCACCGUACAAAGAAGGUCCCACCAUAUGUUUUCUUCUUUGUGUGCUGCGCAUCAUAUCGGAUCCACUCCAUCUUUGUGUUGCGACUCUUUAAUGACCCUGUGGCCAUGAUGCUGCUGUUUGGAGCAGUCAACCUCAUUCUGGAUGCACACUGGACCCUGGGCUGUGCCCUCUAUAGUCUGGCAGUGUCAGUGAAGAUGAACGUGAUGCUCUUCGCUCCAGGACUCCUCUUUAUCCUCUUGUCAGAGUUUGGACUGAUGAAGACCCUUCCCAAGCUCACACUCUGUGCCAUCAUCCAGCUUGUGUUAGGUUUGCCCUUCCUCUUGGUGAAUCCUGUAGGCUACAUGACCCGGGCAUUUGAUCUGGGCCGUCAGUUUCUUUUUAAGUGGACAGUGAACUGGCGCUUCUUGCCGGAGGACAUUUUCCUCAGCAGGUACUUCCACCUGGCACUGUUAUCCGCUCAUCUGACCACACUUAUCUGUUUUGCACUGAGGAAAUGGAAGAGGUCAGGGAGCAGUGCUUGGGCUCUUUUGAAAGAUCCAUCAGAGAGGAAGCCAAUGAUACAUAAGCUCACUGCUGAUCAGAUCGUUCUCAUCUUGUACUCUUCCAACUUCAUUGGCAUGUGCUUUUGCCGCUCGCUGCACUACCAGUUCUAUGUUUGGUAUUUUCACACUCUGCCCUACUUGCUGUGGAGCGGUGGAGUGAAGAAACUGGCUCACCUGCUCAGGGUGUUGAUACUAGGUCUGAUAGAGCUGGCGUGGAACACGUAUCCUUCCACCACCUACAGCUCCUUGUCCCUGCACGUCUGCCAUCUCAUCAUCUUGCUAUGUCUGUGGUUCAACCCGACCCCUUCUCCUCCAGAUAUGGGCUCAGAGUCCCAUAAGGUCAAACGCCAAUGAGUGGUGCUUCACCCGCAACUGUGUUCUUGCUCCAUACACACACCUCUCUUCUGGAUAAAGGAGGGACAAUGUUAGCAUUGUUGUUAAAUUAGCCUGUGAUCUCUAAGGGAUGACCUUGGUUCAGAUGUUAGUGUGCAGGAAACAGCGGGAGGAAAUAGCUCUGAUUUUCAAGCUGCUUAAAGAAUUUUUUUGAGAUGGACAAUGUGGAAGUCACAUGGAUCAGCAUGUAAUGUGACUUUUUACAUGUAGACCAUUACAUGCGACUUGAAAACACACGGUGUUGCUUAUUGAUAUUGGGACAUUGAAACGUUGGAACGAAGGUCUCAUCUAUAGCAGUGGUCUAGAGAUCCUGAAAAGUUUGAUUUUCGGCCAAAUUUAUGGCACCUGAUUCAACUAAUCAGUAGUUGGGAUUUCAUCUGGCUAUUGUCUGGAAUACCAUUUUGACAUAUUGUUUAUUACAGUGGUUCUCAACCAGGGGGGCGUGCCAGGAGAGAUAGGAAAGGGGGCACAAAUUGUUUUCAAGAAAGAAAAACAGACAUGGCAUCAUUUGGGUACUCGGUGUAUUUUAUUGCGUUUCAAAUAGAAUGUGCAUAAAUGAAAAACCCCACGUUCCCUCUCCCUCUGCAUUUUCUUUUUCUGGGGAGAGGCAGCGCUUAGCCUGCCUUUUAUCUAACUGUCAUUGCAGACCAGUGUUGCCAACAUGGCAACUUUUCAGACUUCUUUAGCGACUUUUUUGCAAAAAAAAAAAAAAAAGCAUAUAUCGACAAAUCGGCAACUUUCCAAAAGUCUCCAGUACUGUCCUGCAAGCGCGAGGUUUUGCUUUCCCGCUGCAAUCUCACCUCUCUCUGCGUCUGCACUGUUCAGUGAGUGGCUGAGAGCCGGAGCAGCACAUUCCAUUGAUCGCACGGCAGCUGACAGACGUGAAUGUAAAAAGAAGCAAGCGCAGGUAUCCCACUGAUUGAUUUAACAAUGGCAUGGCUAAUGAGACGCACGCUUCGUCCCAAUUUACAUAAUUCAUAUGCGAAUGUUUUUAGAAUGCAAGACGAUGUAAAAUAGUACACAUUAUUACAACUGUUGUUCAAAGUAGUUAGUGUUCAGAAACAUUUUUUAUAAUUCAUGUUCCAUACCUGUCUGUUAUAUAGUUUUAUAAAAGUUAUUUUUAAAAAUCAUAAAAGUAAUUAAAAAAGUAAAAAAACACAAAAGCAAAAAAAAAAAAUCUAUCUAUAUAUAGGGGAGGCUUGGAGGGUGGGGGGGGCUUUAGCUACAAAAGGUUGAGAACCUCUGGUUUAGUACAAUGUUUUUUUGGAGACUGUAAUCUUUGCACUCCCUUAUGUUAACAUAUAGUUUUACACCAAAUGUGACAAUAUUAAUGCAACAAAACCAUAGUUAAUUGAAAUACCACAAACACUUUCUACUGACUCCAAAUAUUUGUAAACUUUUGUGUGAAACAUACAUACUAUCUUCAGAAGACAUUAGUUAGCUGGAUCAGGUUUGUUUGAUUUGCAUCAGAGCUGUUGAACUGUGCAGGAAGGUAAUCUCGGGGAGUUUGGUGGGUUUGAUUCAUAGCCUGUUUAACUAUAUUUGGUGUUUCUUCUUGAUCAGUUGGAGAGUUUAGUGGGCUUGGAAAAAUGUUUAAUGGAAUGUCUAAUGAAUAGGUGUAAAGUGGAGAAGACCUUUUGGACCUUUUUGUGCUAACUCCUCCAUAGAUCAGCAUGCAGUUUAUAAUUGAAAUAUAGUCACACAACAACAAAGUAGCAACCUUGACAUUAACAUUUUCCUAAAGACAGAAUCAGAGGGCCAUGUUCCAGACUGAAAAGAAAUGGGCUGACGUUUUACAACAGGAACACCAAUGUAAAUUUCUGUUUACAUUGUGGAAUAGUAAAUCUUUUGACUUUUUGACUUGCAGUAUAUUGCCACUUCAUAGUUGGCGAAUUAAAAAUAUAUAUUUUUUUCCAUUUCAAUAUUUAAUUUGACACACUGAGUUUCCAGUUUAUUCAGGGAUGUGCACAGGGGGAGUGGCUAUGUGGCCUGAGCCACUGCCCAUUUGCCGUCAUAGGCUAAGGUGCUCCUCUGGUAGGCAGAACAGUUCUGUAGGCUGUAUGAACAGAACUGAGUGCAGCGGAGAGUAUUUACCAUCCCCAAUAAAAGCAUUCUGUAAUUACUCCGCUAAUGUUCUUCUCCAUGGUUUCCAUUUCCCACUCACUCUCUGUAUCUGCUCACUGGAGACAACAGAAGUUGAUCAGCAGAAGUAAUAAUUUGGAAGUUUGUUUUUGUAUUGCUGGUGCCAUUUUGCUUUUGCUCCUGGUUUUCUAAUAAUGCUGAAUAGUUGUACGAAAUAUCAGCAUUCAUGGAAGUCCAUUCCUGGAAGUGAGGGAAGCAUCAAUAUUCUCUAUUUUACUUGAGACUACUGAUGUAUCACAUACACUGGUGCUUGAAAGUUUGUGUAGGAUUUUCUAGAUAUCUGCAUAAAUAUGACCUAAAACAACAUCAUCCUAAAAGUAAACAAAUAGAAACCAAUUAAACAAAUGCUGUAAAACAUUAUACUUGGUCAUUUAUUUAUUAAGUAAAAAUAUCCAAUAUUAAAUAUUGAGUGGCAAAAGUAUGUGAAACUAGGAUUAGCAGUUAAUUUGAAGGUGAAUUUAGAGUCGGGUGUUUUCAGUCAAUGGCAUGACAAUUUGGUGUGAGUGAGCACCCUAUUUAAUUUAAAGAACAGGGAUCUAUUAAAGUCUCAUCUUCACAACACACGUUUGUGGAAGUGUAUCAUGGCUGAACAAAGGAGAUUUCUGUGUACCUCAGAAAAAGAGUGAUGCGCGUCAGGCUGGAAAAUGUUACAAAACCAUCUCUAAUAGUUUGGACUCCACCACUCCACAGUCAGACAGAUUGUGUACAAAUGGAGGAAAUUCAAGACCAUUGUUUCCCUCCCCAGGAGUGGUCAACCAACAAUGAUCACUCCAAGAGCAAGUUGUGUAAUAGUCCAUCUACAUAAAGGUCAUAACAGAACCCAGGGUAACUUCUAAGCAACUAAAGGCCUCUCUCACAUUGGCUAAUGUUAAUGUUCAUGAGUCCACCAUCAGGAGAACACUGAAAAACAAUGGUGUGCAUGGCAGGAUUGCAAGGUUGAAAGUCACUGCUCUCCAAAAAGAACAUUGCUGCCCUUUUGAAGUUUGCUAACAAUAACAUGGACAAGCCAGAAAGCUAUUGGAAAAAUGUUUUGUGGACAGAUGAGAACAAAAUAGAAUUUUUGGUUUAAAUGAGAAGCGUUAUGUUUGAAGAAAGGAAAAUGCUGCAUUCCAGCAUAAGAACCUUAUCCCAUUUGUGAAACAUGGUGGUGGUAGUAUCAUGGAUUGGGCCUGUUUUGCUGCAUCUGGGCCAGGAUGGCUUGCCAUCAUUGAUGGAACAAUGAAUUCUGAAUUAUACCAUCAAAUUCUAAAGGAAAAUGUCAGGACAUCUGUCUGUGAUCUGAAUCUCAAGAGAAAGUUGAGAAGGUCGUUCUACCAAAGAAUGGAUAAGGAAGAAUAAAGUUAAUAUUUUGGAAUGGCCAAGUUAAAGUCCUGACCUUAAUCAAAGAGAAAUGUUGUGGAAGGACCUGAGUCAAGUAGUUCAUGUAAGGAAACCCACCAACAUCCCAGAGUUGUUGAUGUUCUUUAGCCCUGUAUGGGCUAAAAUUCCACCAAGCCAAUGUGCAGGACUGAUCGAUACUUACCGGAAAUGUUUAGUUGCAGUUAUUGCUGCACAGUGGGUCACUUCAGCUGCUGAAAGCAAUAUGCCUUAAUAUGGUUCACAUACUUCUGCCACUCACAGAUCAUAGGUCAUUUUUCUCAAUAAGUAAAUGACCAAGUAUAGUAUUUUUGUGUCCUUUGUUUAAUUGGGUUCUCUUUGUCUACUUUUAGGACUUGUGUGGAAAUCUGAUAAUGAUUUAGAUCAUAUUUAUGCAGAAACAUAGAAAAUUCUACUUUCAAGCACCAUUGUAUUGCACAGGUGUGCUUUGUGGUGCAUGAUGUACAUGACCUGACCAUAAAGGAAUGCUUCAAUCAGCACUGUGAUGUUUUUUUCAAAAACAGGAGAAGAGCUUGAAACCCUAGUAAUGAACUUUCUGAAGGAAAGCCAACUAAAAGUUGAGGACAUCCGUGGCCAAGGUUAUGGUGGAGCAGCCAACAUGAGCGGGCCUUACAAAGGACUACAGUCCAGAAUACAAAAGCAAAAUGAAAAAGCAUUAUAUGUUCAUUGCCAUGCUACUUGCUUGAACUUUGUAUUAGUGAAAAGUGCAAAGUCAAGCAUACACUGUCUUUUUUUUUUUUUAAACAGUAUUUGAAAAACUUUACACCUUCAUUGCCAAUUCCAUGAAACUGCAUGCAGCAUUUGUACAAAGACAACAAGCCAUUAAUCCAUGCCAGCAUACCCAUGAGCUCCAGAAGCGACAGAAGAAUUUAUCCUUUGCUUGGAGAUAACUAGGUCCAGAAAGACCUAGACUUGGCAGCAGCAUACACUGUUGUAAAUGGUGUCAUUAGCAGAAUUAAUAAACUGAGAUCUGAAUAGCAAUUUAAAAAAAUAUAAAUCCUGAUGCUACCAUUCAUGUGGAGACAGGAGGGAUUAACAUGCCUAAAAUGAUUCCAGGGCUAGCAAGAUGUUGAAAUGUAACAGAAAAGUUUAAGUACUGCUCCACAUCAGCAAAUGAGGACUACCAACCCCAGACUUUAGUACUACAGAGGAACGAUGUACUUCAAUUUUUGGAUUCCCUGAUUCAGGAAUUCUACAGGCGAUUUCAAAGGAAAUAGAAAACUGAUGAAAUCUUGCAUUACUCGAUUUAAAGCUGGUUUGAGCCCCGCUCUGAGCAGGUGGUCCGGCUACAAGAGCACGUUUAAAAAAAUAAAGUUGUAGCAUUAUGAGAUUGUUCUCAUAAUAUAUUGAGAAUAACGUCAUUGCAUUAUGAAAACAAAGUAUCAUUUUGAGAAUAACAUAUAUUAAUGGUAGAAAAACUACAUGAUUAUCACAACGAUAGAAAGCUGAGCCAGCAGCUUAAUCAAAGCAAGAAAUGGAUGUGGAGGAUUUAGUUAGCUAAAUCAUACUUUAGGAUUAGGUUCAGCAACAAUGAAAUUCUUUGUGUUUCGACAAAAAAUCUGGCAAAGGGGAUUUAACACAUCACCUCUCGGGGACAAAGGAUUCCACACCCCACUUGCACCUGUGUGACAUCAAAGUAAAGACAAAAAUAAACUUUUCGCCAACCACAGUAGAUUGGGCUGCUUUAAAUCAUAAAAGCCAUGUAGGAUUAAAUAAUUAAUAAUGCUUACUAAAAUACAUUAAACAAUUGUUUAAUUAAAUGUUUUAAUUGCUAUGUGGGAUUACAUUCUUAAACAAAAGCACAGCAAAGUGUUCUGGCCUUGGUCUCCGGUCUGGCUCUGCUGAAUCUAGGUGUAGUAUUUUGUCUUUCUUCAGGGACACAUUUAAACAUAUCGGGUACAAUCACACCUGGGAGGAGAGACCAGCAAAUGUGAUGUGAAUUUGAAAAAGUGUUUGGGGUUUCUGGCAGUCUCAGACAGAAUGUGGACAUUACUGAAGAGUAAUGGGGUGUAGACAAAGGAGAAACUGCUGAUGUAGAUCUUUGAACUGGUGCCUCACAAUACAUGUUGAAUGAAGAAAUUUCGGCAAGUGAACCCAUUAAUUGACCAUUAAAUUUGCGUGCAAAUCCAAAGCUACUCAUAAGCUAUUCAAGCUUAGUGACCAUAUGCAUUUUACUCUCUGGAUUGCCCAAUGAAAUGAACUGCAUUCCUUUUCAAAAAAAGUUUUUAAAAAGUUAGUGAUACUUUCACUAACUUAUCAAAAACUAUUUUUUCUUGGUCACAGUUCUAAACUGGUGGGUCAGUGAAAAUAGGUCAGUAAGAAAUUUUCAGUUGCUCAAUAAGACCCAUUAUGAAAUGCAAGAAUAUAGUAACAUUUUCCCCCAGCAUGCGAUUAAAAAAAAGGACAUACAAACGAGGAACAUUAUAAGCAAUUUAUCAUAAGUGCUAACAAUAUUCGUUCAGUGUUCUGAAGAUGGAAAAAAGUCAAACUGCAUUUGGAAUAGGCAGUGAUUUCUGUUAUUGUAAAAUAAUCUUACAAAGCAUUAUUUUAUUAUAUUUCUGUAUAGUAUUUAAUUUCACUGUGCAGAGCUCUGCAGCGAACGCUCACUCCCUUGAAGCACUGAGAAUGAUGUAACUGAGUUGGUGUCCCUACACUCUCAAACUACUUAAAUAUUUGUACAUACCUUAAUAUUUUGCAGUAAACAUGCACUAUAUUGUUUCUAUAUUUAUAACCAACAACAACUAAAUUGCUAGUUUUAUAUUUCUGCAUAGAUUUUAUUUGACUACAUAAUUUGAAAUGCUUUCAUGGGAUUGUAGUUCAUUCCCAGAUUAAGGACAUGGUCUUAAGAAACAGUCUUGUAGGUGUAGCUAGACCCUUUUCACGGGGCUUCAGCCCUGCCUGUUUUUCCAUCUCAGCCCCCAAAAAGAUCUGCCCAUGUUAACGUGGCUUUAUUUGACCAAAAUAUACUUUUGUUCAGGUGGUAAAUGGCCAUUGCUUAAACCACUAGCUACAGUCUGGUACAAACAAGAUCCAUCCAGUAUGUGUCAUUGUUACAUAGCUCAACUUGAGAAUGCAGUUCAUCAUCACCAUGGAAAUGUUUUGGGGUUUUUUUUUUUUUUUGGCUGAACUAGCAUAAUCAGACCACUUGUAUUUCAUCUUUACAAUGAUACCAACAUCAUGUAGAGGGACAGUUUACAUGUAAUGGACAGUGAAAUAUUGCAUCAAAUUUCGUUUGGGUGCAGGCUUUUCUGAAUAAGUUAUUUCAUAGCUUUGUUUAGCUAUUAUUUGAUGAUAAAGAAUGAACAAGUAUUUAAAAACGUUUGACUGGUAGUUUACUUUAAAAAUGAUUUAACUUUAUCUUCAUUAAAUAAACUUUUCUUUGGACUAAUGUAGAAAAUGUUUGUAAAAUAAACCGUGGAAUUAGCAGAAAUAAACAACAAUAUUUUAGGCUUCCAAUAAAAACAUGAUGAUAUUUAUGAUAAUUACAGCCACGUAAGAGAGGGAGCACUCCUUACGUGAGAUUCAGUUUGGCACUGGUGGGAGCACUUGAGUCUAUGCGCAACCUGAUGGAUAUUCUGGGAAGUGAAACAGAUGUAUUUAAUUCUAAGAAACUGGUCUGACUACCCCUGCAGCAUUUCAGGGGUAGGCAAUCUUAUCCGGAAAGGGCCAGUGUGGGUGCAGGUUUUCAUUCCAACCAAGCAGGAGGCACACCUGAUUCCACCUGUUUAAUCAGUUGAUCUUGGCUUUCAAUAGUCUCAGGUGUGGUUUGUGCUUGGUUGGAAUGAAAACCUGCACCCACACCGGCCCUUUCCGGAUAAGAUUGCCCAUCCCUUAGCGUGAUAGGCUUCCUGAUCCUACAUAAAUGAAAACAUUUUUUAAGGUCACAACUGUAGUUAAAAGCUAGUAAAAACUGUAGUAAAAACCGUCAAAUCUUUGAACCCCCCAACACCCUUUUACAUAAAAAUUAGGUGUUAAAAAUGGUAGUGUACACUAGAUUUAUAUUCAAGUUUUAUCAAAUGAAAGCUUUAAAAAAUCUGAUUAUAGACAUAUUUUAAAUGGUUACUUUUUGUCUCAUAGGCAAGUACUUAUCUUUACUCUUAACAACAUUUGCUCCAAAUGUGACUAAGCUUUGGCUAAAUAACUAAUUCAGGAAUAUAGUACAGGGCACAAAAACUGCAUUUCCAGUGGCUUUUUUUUUUUUUUUUGGUCUUUUUAGCAUCAUUUUUUUGUCUUUCUGUCUGUUCCUGAUUUUGUCAUGCUUAGUUAGUUAAUGUUUUUGUAUGAUCUCUUAAAUACAUAAGGCAGUUGCUCACACAGUUGAUCUGGUGUAUCUGCUAAAUGUGUCAGGGCUAUAAACCACCAGGCAUAGUAUUGUGAACUGGAAGCAACACAAUGGCAUAACACAAUAUUGUUUUUCAUAAUAAAUUUUAUUCCAAGAUUUUCUGAUUGAUUCACUCAUUCUCUUGCAUAUCUCAGUACAGCUUCAUCAAAAAGUCUAAAGCAUGUCAACCCAUCGCAACUAUUAAUUGAGCAUUUUAAAAGGUUUUUUUUUUUUUUUUUUUGGAAAACUAGGACUGAACAUGCAAUAAAUAAAAGUGGCAGCUAAAACCUACAGACAUACAAUUGAGCAAUUUUUCAUUUUCAUUUUUAUCAAGUUUCAGUAAGAAAAAGUAACAGAAAGAAAACUGAAGUUUAAAUCCCUGCAGUAAUUUUAGGUGAUGUGAUUUCUGAAGGCACAGAUUAAGUGUAUUGUAGUCUGUGAUUUUGGCAGAAGUUAGCUGAAGUGCAAAUAUUCAAAAUUCAGACAAAUGCAGCCUAUAUCAGCAAAGUAGUUUAAGCUCUCAGACUAAAUAAACUUAUGUUAUUACACUAAUAUAAUUUAUCCAUUAAAUUCAUUGUCAUAAAAUGGCAGAUGCUUUAUACAUACUGUAUAUUCUAAAUGUUUCACAAGACAAAAUAUUUUAGUAUGUAAUGAUGGACUGCAAAUAAAGGUAUAGUAUUGUGUUUACAGUCUUUUUCCCAGGAUGGCAGCCACAUGAUGUGGGAUGUCAAGGUUGUUUUGAGUUCUUUAAUGGCCUGUUAUCAAAGGAAUUAUAGACCCAUGUGGUAAUUUUAUUACAUGUUCCAGUUCUGUUCAUUUGUAGCAGACCAUGUCAAAUUGGACAUUCUACUACAUACUUGGUUCUUGCUGAGCUGGAGAUCCUCAUCCCAGAAUAUGCUAAAUUGGACUGAACUGGUUCCGUCACAUGUAAUUUGGAUUGUAGCAGAGCAUGUUAAGCUGUAGAUUUUCAUCCCAAUGGCGCAGCAGAAGGAACAGCUGUCUAGCGGCUGCUCUCAGCCCUGGCAGGUCUACACCCUCUGGAAGUGACUGACAUUUGAGCCAGAAGUCUGCCUUGGCUGCCACAAGCUCCCACUCCACAAAAAAGCCUGCACAAUGGUGCUCAAGCCAUGCCAAAGCCACAGAUGUUGCCCAGCUGGAACUCUCCACAUCCAGCUGUGCCAGCUGUUCCCCCUGUGGUUCUACCUCCUCACACAUGUCUGUUUCAGAGCCACGCCCACUAUCAGAAUGUGGGACUCCCCCCACAAGUUCUACAGAGCCCUCUUCUGAGCUGAAGGGUUCUGGAAGCACAGUGAGGGAAUCAUUGGCAAAUCGCAGGCCUGAGCUAGCAUGAGGUGGGCGUGUGGUUCUCUGGUCAUCUGGCCUGUAGGAGGCAAUGGGGCCAGUGGAGGGGGAAGAGAUGUAGUAGUAAGGGGGGCUUAAGCUGCUGCGGUGGAUCAGGUAGGGAGAUGCUCGCUUUAGACGAUCCAGGGGGAUGUGAAUGCACUCAGAGAAUGAUUCAGACAGCAGGAAGGCACCCGAAGCAAGCUGCAAACGCAACUAAAGAACAGGUGUCACAAAGACAGGAAUUUGUACUAUGGGUGUGGCAAUUAGCACAAAUUCCUCUAAAUAGAAUUUCUUAGUAGAAAUGCAUGUGCCCUUUAAACAAAUUUAACUGAACAAACUUCUAUCAAUUUGUAUGGUCAGAUUCCUUCUAAUUACUAACUUUGCUGGUUAGCCUUAAAUGCAAAUCUUGAAAUACAUGGAUGGAUGUUUGUCUACAUAAACUUUUAAAUGAAGAAGAUUAAUGAUACAAUUUUAAUUUAUACUUGCCAUUUAUCUGCCAUUUGAGACUAAUGAGAAUAAUUGCAUACUGGGACCAUAACUAUGAUUGGAUGGAGUGUGAAUUGGAGGAUAUGUAUGAUUCUCACCAGUGGGAGGUAAUCAGGAGACUGGGAGUUUGUCUGUGUUUCAGAUACAGCAGACAGGCACUGAGGUUUAAGAGGAGUUUGCCUUCCUGAGCUGUGGCUAGGCCUCAGUCUGCCAAGAUUAAAUCUGCCAACACAUACAUUGCAUCAAACAGAAUUCUAGACUUUCAUUCUCCUCAACACAUUUAAUACAUUUUCACCAGAUACUCUUGCAAUUUUUAAAAAAAUAAAACAUAUUAAUGAAACAUCAUUAAAUUAUUAAUUAAGUAUAAUCUAUAGAUAUUGGUGAAAAGUACUUUAUUUUUAAACAAAUAUAUCUGUUAACAGACCAGGUUAACCAAGCAUGUUUUUAAUCUGGAUUACAAUACACAGUAGUAUUCCUAGAGCUUCGUUUUCAUGAUGCUGCAAACAUAAUUUGCUGGUUAGCCUCAGGAUGUUUCUAUUUUGGUUUGAAAUAAGCCCCUUCUAGCACGUGGGAGAAAAGUUUCAAACAGUAUGCUUUGUCAUAACUGCACAACUAUGUGUAAAAAAAAAAAACCAACCUAUUUUAUAUACAACUCAUAUACAGUAUAGUAAAGUUCAUGGACUAUUUUAAUUGAAGAUUGUUGAGAGCCCCUAAUGUUCUACAGAACACUAUUCUAGAGUUUAGGGAAUCAUCUCCCACACUCUCAGAAAUUAUGUGUUAAUAUCCUACACAUUUUUUUGUGUUAAUAGUAUUUUAACAUGUUGUGGUUUUGAGCUUUUGAUUGUGACAGUGGAGUCGAACUCCUAAGACGAGGAAACCAAAUGACCACCAGUAAGUUAGCAUUCAUCACUAUUUAGCAUUAAUGCUGCUGAAAAUGCCUGGCUGAGUUUGUGAUAUCUAGGCAGGGAGCUCUUGAAAAUUUAUUUAUUGGAAAACAGUAACUCUGCAAGUGAUAAUUAACUUUACCUAUCGCGAUGGCUUCAAAAGUGAAUAUCAUGUACUGCUUCAUCAGUGUUGGUGUUAUGCUACUAGUGUCGUGUUUAUUUUGGCUGUGAAAUAUGGACUGAGGUUGUAUAAUUCUCUGGGUCUGCAUCUUAUCUGAGGCUCAGAGUUAGGGUUAGCUAGCUAGAUGCUGUCACCAAUCACAGUAGGAAUGAGUGAUGCUCACCUGAGUUGAUAACAUUUCUUUAGCAGCUUGCGGUAAUGUUAGACAUUCCCAUUACCUUUUUGAAAGUUAAUAAUAACCUAGCAUUACAGCUGUUCAACAUGAUGUAAUACAGAAGUGGGAUAAUGUUAACUACAUUUAGCAAGUGUUUUGGACAAGGCAAGCUGUAGUAAUUAUCAUUAGGAGGAUGGGUUAGGGCCGUGUUUCUUCAUGUAUGCAGAGAAUGUUAAUGCUGGUUAACAGAUACAGUCAGUCAGUGGCUAACGGAACUUAGCAAUUCUACUUAGCAUUACUCAGUAAUGUUCAGGCCAGAAGUCCUUCACAAGGUUCAAGUGACAAAAAGAGAGGAUGGGGUUUAGGUUUUAGUGCUUUCCACUAUCUCUGUAAUGUUGGUUGACUUAAUUAGAUUGUGCAAAAUAUUGGCGGUGAGGUGUAAAUAAAUAAAAGGUUAGCUAGAUUUUAUAGCACCAUUUUGUUCAUUGGGAGAGUGGCGGUUACAUUUCCAAAAUUACACAAUUUGGGUAAUUAUAUAACGCAAUUUCUCAGUUGAAGCCCAAAGUCAUUUGUCCAUAUUUUGGAGCCAACAACUAACCAACAUUCUUUUUGCUCUUUUACAGCUUUUCAAAUAGAAGGGAGUGGGACUCUUAUCGUGCCAGAUGACAGGGGGAUUUGUAAGAAGAUGCAUCAACUCCCAAUCUUACAUCUGUCAAAUUAACUGAUUUUAAUAAUUUUUUUUAUUUUUUUUUUAAGUGAGCAUUUUAGUAGAAUUUUAGCACACAAACAAAUUGCAUUUUAGGAUAAUUGUAGGGAAAAAAAAUAUAAACAACAAAUCUGUGUUUUGUGGUUUUUUUUGUCUGCAUUUGUUAAAUAUACUAACACACUGAUUGUGUUGAAAGCAACACAAAAUGUGUUGCCCUUAAUUAGACACACAGGUGUGUUAAAAAUGAACACAUGAUGUGUUAUUUUGAACACAUCGGUUUUAAGAGUGCACCAGCUGAGGAUUAACAGCAGGCCCGGGAAGGGAAACAGUAACUCAGUGGUUAAGGCAGUGGACUUAAGGUUGUGAGAUCAAACCCAGAACUGCUAAGCUGCCAUUGAUGGAGCCUGGCUCAAUUGUAUAAAUUAGAUCAUUUUAAGUCACUUUGUAUAAGGGUGUCUGCCA